Talpa occidentalis (Iberian mole) is the source of this 1908-nucleotide messenger RNA. RefSeq names its product chromosome unknown C11orf16 homolog (gene CUNH11orf16). The transcript has 7 exons. Lineage: Eukaryota; Metazoa; Chordata; Mammalia; Eulipotyphla; Talpidae. The record is from RefSeq and is a predicted model, not a curated record. Bases 108 to 1508 code for a protein of 466 amino acids.
CAACCAGGAGUCAGUUAGGCUGAGGCUCUGAGCCCCAACUGUCAGAAGGGGUUGAGGCUGCAGUGGAGGCCAGGAGUUUGGGACUGUGAGCCGUGUCUCCGAAGGCCAUGGAGUCCUCUGCAGAGCCUGGGAAGACUUUCCCCAAAUACUGCAGUGUGGCCACAACCUUGAAGGUCCCUGCCUGGACCGGUGCUGCUGCUCCCUGGGACCUCUCCUUCACCUGCCCUUUUGCCCUCCAAGUGCCCUGGCUCACCAGUCACAACCCCCUCACCAGGUAUGCUUACCACCCAUGUCUCCACAUUGCUGACCCGGCAUGGCAGGGGCCCAGCUGGCUGGGGAGAGUAGGAGAUGCUGCUGGCACAUGGGUUCUGGCAAGAAGGGAGCUGGAUGGUCUUUAUUACCGGGCUCAGAUAAAGUCUGCUCCAGAGCUGGAGAGGCAGGGGGCCCUGCUGGUGGAAUUUGAGGCUCCCCUUUUCACAGGCCCAAAUCUGCCAGCUCAGCGGCAAGGUGUGGUCUUGGAAGAAGAUGUCAUUCAGUUCUUGCCCCCCAUGGAAUACUCACUGCAGCCUGGGGACAAGGUGCUGGCAUCCUGGGAAUCAGACCAUCAGCGGUAUGGCCCUGGCACUGUGCUCUUGUGCUUGAAGGGGAGAGACCCCCAGAGAGCAUCUGAAGAAGAAAUUACUGUUCACUUCUGGAAUGGCAAGACAGCUACAGUACCUGUAAGUGGGGUCAGGUGGGUGCCCCCAGCUGUCUGGAAGAAGGCUGUGGAGAGGCUAUACUCGCCUUUCACCAGGGAGCGCCCUUGGCCCUUCCUCUGGGCCCCUUGCUGCUCUCUGCUGGGGCCCAUCACUGGAUAUGUCACCAGCGGGCUUCCUCUGGGCGCUUCAUUCUUGUGCCCUCCCUGCCAACCCCAUGCCUGCUGCCAGCUGCUGUGUGGGGGCUGCUUCUGCUGCUACCCUUUGGCUGGACCCACCUGGUGGCCUCUAACCAGGGCCUCAGGGGUCACAGUCAGAGAACAUCCAGAAGAGGAGCUGAAGCCAACAGGCCAGCUUUUGCCGCUAGAGGGUCCUAAGAAUGAAGAAGUAGCAGUGCAAGCGCCCAUGGCUGUUUCUUCCUCCUCUUCCUCCUCUUCUUCUGAAGAGAAUUUGGAGAAUGAUCUGGAUAUGGGCCUCCCCCAGAGACUGAUGGUGAACAGCACAGUCAACACAGACCCCAUCCUGCUUGAGACGUCUCCGAGACAGGGUGGCCUUUGUCAGCCCGUGUGGAGGUAUUGGAAGAGAAGUGGGCCCGAGCCACAUCCGGGGAAGCCAGGAACAAGAUGUUGCAACAUCUGGAAAGAAGAGAAGGGCAACAAACAGCGAGCACAGGCUGCAGUGGAGGGGAGCACCCAGGAGCUGGUGCUGGAAGGAACCAACAUGCAGCCACUACAGGCCCUGCCCAAGGAAGCUGUGCACCCAACACCGAGUCAAGGCACUGCCACACAUCAGAGGGGCCCCAACUCCCCUUAGGCCAAAAACCCUGAGGAUCUAGGAAGCUAAAGAGUGGUAGUAAAUACCUGAAGGGGAGUAACAAAGUGAGAAGACCUUCAUCAACCUAAGGAGGUAGAGUCAGCCCAGGCCUGAUAGUCAAAUAAGCAGCAGCAUCUUCACCCCAUUAAAAUUUCCUUGCAAGUGAAGACAGGAAGGCACCUGUCAUGAGGGCACAGAAUGUGGCAGCACCCAAGGCUCCCUGUCCUGGGCUGUGUGAGGUCUGCUGAUGGCUCUCUUUCACAGAAUUUAAGGGUAUGGUCAAUAAUAUGCUUUGGGCAAAUAUGUCCACAGCCUUUCUGCCACCUUUUCAUACAAUCUACUGUAGUACAUGAAUGACAUUUUGUUUCACUCUUAAUACCAAUAAAAAGGAAUUCUCUUC